This is a messenger RNA of Branchiostoma floridae (Florida lancelet), 1915 nucleotides long. RefSeq names its product kelch repeat and BTB domain-containing protein 2-like. The transcript is spliced from 5 exons. Lineage: Eukaryota; Metazoa; Chordata; Leptocardii; Amphioxiformes; Branchiostomatidae. The record is from RefSeq and is a predicted model, not a curated record. Bases 12 to 1547 code for a protein of 511 amino acids. Gene Ontology annotation, molecular function: protein binding.
ACUUCAGGGCCAUGUUUACAGGUGACAUGGCGGAAAGUCGUCAGAAGACGGUUGUUUUACAGGGUUUGGAUGCAGGUAUGUUUAAGAAAAUCCUUAGUUACAUCUACUCGGGAACCCUCCAUGUGUCCCUGGACAAAGUGCAGCCCCUGUACCAGGCAGCUGACCUCCUCCAACUGGACUAUGUGAGAGACACCUGCAGCAGCUACAUGAGCAUGAACGUGGAGCGCUCCACCUGUGUGGACCUGUACAUGUUUGCUGAUGUCUUCUCUGUGGGCAUUGUUAAGCAGCAAUGUCUACAGUGGAGCGCCAGACACUUUUCUGAGUUUUCCUUUAAUGAGGAGUUUUGCAGCCUGAGUUUGAAUCAGCUGACUGAGAUCAUCAGCCACGAUAAUCUGGAUGUUAAAGAGGAGACAACUGUGUGGGAGGCUGUGGUGAGAUGGGUGCAGCACAGCAGGGAGGACAGACUGCACCACCUACCCAGCAUUCUCUCUCACAUCCGCUUAAACCUGCUGACCACAGACGACACGGCAGCCAUCUUGGAUCACCCCUUGGUCAGGGAGGAUCCUGGGCGUAAUGAGGUCAUCAGAAAUGUCAUACAUAAAGCGAAGCUCAACCUGAAGCCUAGACUUGGGAUGACCAUGGAAAUGGCGCUGCUGUACAAUGCAGCCCCGGGUUCCAACGAGCUCCUCUUCAUGAACCCUCAGGAAGGAAAGUACAUCAGCUGUAGUUACAAGCUAGAAGACCUUCCUGAUUCCACAGCCAUCACAGUCACCAGUGAUAACGAUAUCUAUAUCCUAAAAACUAUAGAAUCAGAGAAUAAGAAGCAGUUGUCCCUGUUUCAGUACAACCCUGUAGUAAACCUUUGGGAACAAUCAGGUGUGCCCUCGAUAUCUGAGAGACCAGAAGACGACUUUUCGUUGUAUGAGGAACACCUUUUUAAAGUUGAUCAGAAUUUUUAUUACCUUGCUGUUAAUGACGGUCGGUCUUUGCAGCAAAUGAGAAAGUACAACCCACGCACAAACCAGUGGCAGGAGUGUUCAGAGCUGCAGCUUGACAUGGCUUUUGAAGACGUAGCAGUAUUAUCCUGUGAUUCACACAUCUAUUUCCUUACAAACAAGGAAAUGCAUCGCUAUGACCCAGUGGAGGAUCGGUGGUGCAAGAGGACCCCACCUGGGAUCUUUCAUAGUGUCUGUACAGCUGUUGCCAUGGGAACCGAGAUUUUCUGUACAGAUUCCCCUUUCACUCACACGAUGGUGUACGACACAGAGUCAGACCGCUGGCAGAAACUGCGUGGCUGGGAGAAGCCAGGAAACCUCGAUGUUGAUGGUAGUCAAAGCCUUUUCGUACUGGGGAACCAGCUGCACAUUUUGUUAGCCUGUGAUAGCGACCUCCAUGACGACAUGGUAUAUCUGGUAUAUGUUUAUGACAGGUCUGCUGAUGCCUGGGCAAAGCUGAAUGCAAACCUCCCUAAUAAUAAUGAUUAUUAUACGUUUGGUUCUUCUUCCCCCGUGGCACGUAUGUACGUACCAUAUCUUAAGAGUACAUAAAAACACAUCACUUCUUAUUUAGUGUUAAUGUGCAGGAUAAGAACAUUUUGAGUAUAGGUUAGGACUGAAUAGCGACAAGUUGUUUAGAUCUUGGCUUUUACUGAAUGUUCUACAGUCUAUAAAUGAACUAGAUUUUAUACUUUAGUAGAAGUAAGAAGAUUUACAGAAUUGCUUCAUUUUUUCUUACUGAUAAGGGCAUAUUUCUGUAUUAUGACUGAACUGAUUUUCUGUGCCUUAAAGUUUAACAGGAGUACAUACAAUAUAACAUUACAUUGGGUGCCUUUCUAGUUAGUAUCCUAUGCCAUUUAUAAUACUGUUUGAUUAUAGAGGUGGGUGUUAUUGGAGCCCUACUCACGUAAUUAAAUGUA